CGUGGGGACGCCACCGCGCGCUGGGGCCGACCGGACGUGCCCCCGGGAGCAGGUAUACGGCAGCCC
Molecule: messenger RNA, 66 nt
Organism: Gryllus bimaculatus (two-spotted cricket)
Lineage: Eukaryota; Metazoa; Arthropoda; Insecta; Orthoptera; Gryllidae
Source: the annotation of a GenBank genome assembly